This is a messenger RNA of Physella acuta, 636 nucleotides long. RefSeq names its product small ribosomal subunit protein eS10. Lineage: Eukaryota; Metazoa; Mollusca; Gastropoda; Physidae. Gene Ontology annotation, molecular function: structural constituent of ribosome; RNA binding. Gene Ontology annotation, cellular component: cytosolic small ribosomal subunit. The record is from RefSeq and is a predicted model, not a curated record.
UUAGUUUAUCGCCAAAGCGAAAGGGGGUCUCCAAACUUUUCAGCCCGAGGGCCGCAUUAACUAUCAAAAUCAUCAAAAUGCUUAUUCCAAAAAAGAACAAGGUCGCCAUCUAUGAAUACCUCUUCAAAGAAGGUGUUCUUGUUGCAAAGAAAGACCCCUUUGCUGCUAAGCAUCCAGAAAUUGAAGUUCCAAAUUUGCAUGUGAUGAAAGCACUAACAAGUCUCAAGUCUAAAGGAUUUGUUCGUGAACAGUUCGCAUGGCGUCAUUACUACUGGUAUUUGACAAAUGAAGGUAUUCAGUACCUAAGGGACUUCUUGCACUUACCUGCUGAAAUUGUUCCUGCCACAUUAAAGAGACAACAGCGCCCAGAGGCACCUAGGCCCAGACCUAAAGCAUCCGAAGGCCCACGUGGUGGCGGUGCUACUGAUCGUCAGGAAUACCGUAAAGCUGGACCAGCUGGAACAGAUAAGAAGUCAGAAGUUGGCGCUGGAUCUGAAAAGUUUGAGUUUAGAGGAGGAUUUGGAAGAGGACGUGGUGGUUUUGGUGGUGCAUCUGGUGGGCAGUAGUGUGUUAAUAUCUUGUAUGGCCAUUUCAUUGAAUAAAUCAAUGUCACUCUACUUCCUUCUUUUUUUCUUU